Daldinia caldariorum is the source of this 1394-nucleotide messenger RNA. RefSeq names its product calponin homology domain-containing protein. Gene Ontology annotation, cellular component: microtubule organizing center; microtubule plus-end; spindle midzone. The record is from RefSeq and is a predicted model, not a curated record. Bases 267 to 1007 code for a protein of 246 amino acids. Gene Ontology annotation, biological process: regulation of microtubule polymerization or depolymerization; protein localization to microtubule plus-end; spindle assembly. NCBI's taxonomy places the organism in Eukaryota, Fungi, Ascomycota, Sordariomycetes, Xylariales, Hypoxylaceae. Gene Ontology annotation, molecular function: microtubule plus-end binding. The transcript is spliced from 4 exons.
GUUGAUUGGGUGACGCGGAUUUGCGAUUUUUGAUUGACAGCACGCUGAAGUGAUAGAGCCAUCGCCGCGCCAGCGACAGCAAUCUCCAUUUUCUUCCCUAACCAAAUAAAAAAAAUAAAAAAUCCGCAAAUCGAACGUCCCAUUCUUUUCAGCUGUUCCUCCUGCCAACCAACACUUUACCUUUCGAGACGCUUUUUCUUUUCGCGUUUUCGUCUUCCAUAUUAAUUAAUUUAAUUACUCCUUUUUUCUUUUUUACCCAAGUAAACAUGGGUGAAUCACGACAGGAGCUGGUGGCAUGGCUGAACAGCCUUCUCCAGCUAAACAUCACCAAAGUUGAGCAAUGUGGUACUGGUGCUGCUCUCUGCCAGGUAUUCGACAGCAUCUUCCUCGAUGUCCCCAUGUCGCGUGUCAAGUUUAAUGUCACCAGCGAGUACGCCUACAUCCAGAACUUUAAGGUCUUGCAAAACACAUUCGCCAAGCACAAUGUCGACAAGCCCAUCCCGGUCGAAGCUCUUACCAAAUGCAAGAUGCAGGACAACCUUGAGUUCCUACAAUGGACCAAGCGGUUCUGGGAUCAAUAUUACCCUGGUGGAGACUACGAUGCUGUCGGACGAAGAAAAGGUAAUGCUCUCCCGCCUUCCGGUGGCGCGGCUGCGCGAGCCACUGGGGGCGCCGGAUCAGCCGCUGCACGAAGAGGUGGCACAACUCCCACAACUGGACCUCGCGUAUCCAAGGCUGGUGGCGGCGGUGCGGCUUCAGCUGCCCUGAUCCAAGAAAAUGCGACGUUGAAGGAGACGGUUGUAGGCCUUGAGCGCGAACGCGACUUCUAUUUCAGCAAGUUACGAGACAUAGAACUCUUGAUUCAACAGGCCGUCGACGAGGAUCCCGAGAUCGAGAAGCAGGAAGACGGACUCAUCAAGCAGAUCCAGACGAUACUUUACUCUACCGAGGAAGGCUUCGAGAUUCCCGCAGAAGGCGAGGCACUGGACGACCAGGAGACGUUCUAAAGCCUACUAAGUGACAAGACAAGAAUAAAGCGAUGAAUAGCCAUCGGGUCGAAGGUCGGUAGAUAGUCAUGGAUUAAUAUUGGAGCGGCUGGUAUGGUGAGCCGAGAAGAACAAAGGGGUGCGUGCGGAUGCUAAAGAAGAGAUGCAUCUAGAAGGGUGUAAUUAAAAAAAGCCCUCGACUCUUGUUCGGUUUGCAUCAUCACAAGAAUGGAAUCCCAGAUUCCUAACAGUACUAGGAGACAUUGUCUGCUCUAGACUAAUAUACCCGCACAGCCCGAGGGUGUGAUGCCUAGAGAUUUUGAUGAUAGAUAUCAAGACAGACUUCUUUUUCUUUUUCUAACGGGGAGGUAUGUGUUCACGUAUUUAUUCACCUAAUAACUCUACUUG